GGCGCCGCUGCGUGCCAUCGUGGAGAAUUCGUGCGGGCUGGCGCGGUGGCUUCGAGAUCUACUACCACCCCUUGCAGCAGAACUGCUGCGACUUCGCAGCGACCUUUUUGGUCCUUGCAGAGGAGAAGACUGAGAAGGUGGAGGGCGAGGAGGGCGACGAGGCACAACCCGGUCCACGCCUUCCGGAGGAGCUUGGCGUCGAACCAACAGAGGGCCUGUUGUCCGGCAACGAGGAGCGCGACAUCCGCCUCAGCUUCCGUUCCGCCAGGGCCGCGCAGUUCAGCGCCUCGCUACUCCUGGAGAGCCGCGAUGCCGAAGGCUUGAACAGCUGGCAGCAGGCCGCGAAGCUGAGUGUGGCCGCCGAGUCCUUUGCCGUAGAUGCCGUGAUCGAGCCCGAUCCACGUGAG
This is a messenger RNA of Symbiodinium necroappetens, 407 nucleotides long. Lineage: Eukaryota; Dinophyceae; Suessiales; Symbiodiniaceae. The record is from the annotation of a GenBank genome assembly.